Molecule: messenger RNA, 3459 nt
Organism: Fonsecaea pedrosoi CBS 271.37
Lineage: Eukaryota; Fungi; Ascomycota; Eurotiomycetes; Chaetothyriales; Herpotrichiellaceae
Exons: 3
Coding region: 1-3459 (1152 amino acids)
Source: RefSeq, a predicted model, not a curated record
AUGCCAGAAACAUCUUCGCGUCGGUCCCGCACCGCCCUUUGUGAGAACAUUGAUGAAGAUGCCGUGGCCGUACCCCGGGCUGCUCGUACCGAAGCCAACGCCUCAGAGUCAGCAUUUCAAGCUCCACGUGACAUUCAACUUUCAGCCAUGCAGCUCUUUGAGAAGCACGCAUCGCAGUGUGAGAGGUGUGAAGACCCCUAUGGAACGUAUGAGCGCAAGGACGUCCUUUGCGACAUCGGAACCAGCUACGCAAUAAAUGUUGUAAACUUCAUCUAUAUUGAAGGGGGGCGUCUCUUCCCUACAAUCGAUCUCAGGAGAGGAAACAACGUAAAAGUCGAGGUUCCCACUGGGAUGUACUCGGUCAACUUGCUCUUCAAGGCUAUAGGUAAAGGAAUGAAACUCGAGUCAACGCGAGCUACGUUGUAUGGCCAUGGGACACCAUACGUCGAGGAGACAGGCGAGGCUGACCCGUCGGAAAAUCCAACCUCGUGGGCACAGCCCAGCAGACACCACAGCCCUCUAUUCGAUGAUAACGUGGUUGAAAUACAACCUCAUGACCGUCGAGCAGACACGAGAAACGCAUCAUACAAAGAUGACAUGAAGCAACCUGAGACAUCUUCCGUCAGCUUUGAUCGACCAGAUCAGAGAGAGCGACUAUAUACUCGAGGGCUCGAUCGGAAUAUCGCGUCUCUUUCUAGAGCCGAUCAAUCCAAGAGAAUGCUCAGAGAAUAUGACGAACGGAGAAAUCGUGCAGCGCUUGAUCGUUCUGGGGCCAAACCCCCUUCUUUACAUCGACCCGAUGAUAUUCUAUUCACAAACCAAGAGAGCACCAGAAGGCCCAAAACAGACCAGUUACGAGAGCCCGUGGUCCUUGAGAGAAGUAUAUUCGAACCCGAUCCUCUUGAACAAGUUGCCGACCUAUUUGGGCGAUCGCCAACCCCCUUUCCCGUACCGCGAAGCCUUUUUGACGAAUAUGAAUGCCCAUAUAAUCUAUCGCCAGAACACUAUGAACGAUCACCUGACCUGACCGCAGAAGCCCUGCGCAAUCUGCAACAACAGCUUAGCAAUUCUCCAUGUACGACCACAAAUAACUCAGGAGUUCCUUCAUCUGUAGGAUCUCCCAAUCUGUCUUCGACUUCAGAAGGUCGUCAAACCACUCUUCCGGGCGGCUUGUCAUUCCCUUUCCCUGCCGAUUCUGCAGGUGAAGAUAGAGGUCUUCAGAGCGACUUGGAAUUAUGUUCACUUCAGAUACUGAAUGAUAGGCAGUCGGGUAUGGAGAGGGGAACGACGAGCAAUCCUUAUACCGUUAGAAUGAAUGAGAAUAUGAAGAGCACUGCUGCUUUUUCGGAUUCUGGCUAUGCCAGUGGGCGUGUCGAACAACCAGCCGAGGCGCCACCACAGACACAAUAUACAUUGUCAGUGGCAGAUGCUUUAGCCCCUGCGAACGAUCCUAUGGAUACCAAACGAUUGGAGGCAUCUCGAGAACUCUCCAAAAUCACGGCUACUAACUUUGACGACAUUAUAUCGGUAAUCUCUGACGAAGAUGAUAUUCAUUCUCGAGCGGAAAGUCACAAAUCCCGUCAAGUACUAGCUGCAGAGGACCAGAUCCUGGCUUUUUUUGCCCACCACAACGAGAUUUUCCCCUUAUGUUCUGAACUGCUUCCACAAAUGGGUCGAUAUCGAUUCGUCAACAAUUUCCGAAGGCUGCUCAAACCGUACUAUAAAGCUCAGCUCGGUUUAGCUAACAUAAACAUCGAAAAAUCGACUACCUUCCUUCUCCGGAGCCGUUUUCUACGCGAACGUAUCGCCAGAUCUAUCGCCGAUAGGUUGGAUCCUGAGGAGGAGAUUCGACUCGAGGCUGAGAAGCACUUAGGGGACAUCCAAGAUCAUACAGGAAUGGUGCAACAAUGGUUGGAGACACAAAAGGCAUUUGCACUGAAGGAUGACGUUGAGCAUAAUGAAGAUGAUCAGGUUGCGAGCCUUUCAGAGGAUGACGACGACGACGACGACGAAGAAUACGACGACAGGUUUGAGGACGCCAACGUCAACGAGUACCAUCACUUUCCACAUAUUGACAAAAUGAAGAAGUUUCUCGGGAGCAGCGCUGGUUUUCGAAAGCUCCUCAUAGAUCUCAAUAUGCUACUCCUUCCCCAGCAGUAUCGCUCAAUUGCUCACUCACUUUUGGCUAUUCCAACCGACUCCAUCAAGGUGGCCGCAAGUUACAAGAUAACAGUGUCGAACGCUCUCAAGAUUAGAGUGGAAGAAGCCACCAUGACUGAAUGGAAUUGGUGGCCAUUGGAACCGAGUGUCCGCCCUCCUCUUCUUGGCUUUACGAGGAUUUCCUGGAAAUGUUACUGUAAUAGGAGCCAAUGGCGCGACAUACCUGAUGCUUACAUCGCCAAUUUCAACAAUCUUCUCACUCUGAAGCGUCAUGAUAUAUUUGGUUCGUCUAUAUGCGCCAGAACUUUCUCGACGCAGAAUAUUGGGCAACACGCAAAGAGGGUGAUCCCAGCGGCCCACAAUCCCCCGCUCAAGACUUCACCAUCCUCAUCUGACCCUUCUAGCAGUGGUAGACCGUCGAAUGGGGGUUCGAAUUUCGGCAUACCGACAUCUCCUGGCCAGUUAUCCUCGUCCUCGGCCUCUCAGUCACCCUCAAGACCAUCCAUCGGUAGCGGGCACACCACGAGCAGCGCCACGAGUAUGACCAGCGUCAUGAACUCCGUCAACAUUCCCUCGCGUGAUCGGUUCGUUGUCUUUGGAAUCCACGGCAAGCGGCGAACUCUUGACAUAGUGCAUAUUAACACCACCAAGGACAAUGAUGACGUGAAGUUCUUGGACACACUUUUCACUUCUUAUCGAGCUCUCAGGGGUCGAAUGCGGCUAUGGUUCUCGAUUUGGCAGCUGCACCACUGUGAAUUUGUGAAGUUCAAAAAGAUUCUGCCAGAUCGUGUCUUGUCCGCCGGGCCUGAUCUGCCCUCUUGUCCGAUUGACUACAGCUACGACCCACGGCCUCCAGAUCCACGGGCUCCCGCUCUUGACAAGCACGUGUGGGAGCUUGCUCUUCUUCGACCCUGCAGGGGCGCUACACUCGGCGUCAACCUCCAAUUCUGUCUUUUGUCGUGGCUGCACGACUGCCUCCCCCCUCUUGGUGCUGGCUCGAAUAUCUACCUCCCCACGAUGCCACAAAAACAUAGCGAAUGGCUCCUCAAAACACCCGGGAUCGACUAUGCAUGGGGCAUCGAGGCAGUUGAGGAGCCGUACAUCAUCAUCCUGAUCAUGUAUCACGUCCUCAUGCUUGCCGCCCCGUUCGGCUUCUGGGCCUGGUGGCUGGUGUUCGAGCACGCCCGGACCGGUCAGUGGGAUCUGCAGGAUGCCUCGAUCCCCGUGUCCGUUUUUCUGGUCCUCUUGUCGCUCUUCUGGGCUGCCGCGAAACCCUUGAAAGUGUUUGACACAAGAUGA